AUGCGAGUCAACAAUGACGCUGAUAUCAGAGGCCUCGUGAGUGAUGAGUUGCCACAGAGAAGUAUGGAAUGCAAGAGACGCAAGGCUGCGGGCUUUGCUGCAGAAUAUUAUGACGAAAGGCAGAUUUCGUGUUGUCCAUGGCUUGCUCAGCAAUGGUAUUCCGUGCUGGCUGAUGACAAUGAGACGCUGCCGGGGGCACCGUGGAAGCCGGCUAGCUUGCUGGGCACUCGUGGAUAG
Messenger RNA from Trichoderma asperellum CBS 433.97, 237 nucleotides. The record is from RefSeq and is a predicted model, not a curated record. Lineage: Eukaryota; Fungi; Ascomycota; Sordariomycetes; Hypocreales; Hypocreaceae.